This is a messenger RNA of Lepisosteus oculatus (spotted gar), 3291 nucleotides long. Lineage: Eukaryota; Metazoa; Chordata; Actinopteri; Semionotiformes; Lepisosteidae. The record is from RefSeq and is a predicted model, not a curated record.
AAGUAUUUUUGAACAACUACAAAGCUACUUAUUCUAAAGAUUUAUGUUACCCUUGUUGUCUUUCUUCUGGCUAAAAGCGGAGUGGAAUCUGGGGAGUAUAAUCACCAGGCUUGUCAUUCCGUUUGGAGAAUGAUGUGAAAUGAAUACACACUGCCUCGUUACUUGAGCUGAAGGCAGACUAUAACUUGCUGUUUCUGUACGAUAGUGAGUAUUGAAUACUCAGGAUUCUGUACAGGCCCUCGAUCCUCGGCGUAGAGUGGAGAGCCGAUCCGGCGCUAAAGCGCGAAGAGAGCGCAUGGUGGAGAGGCCAAGCCUCGUUGUGUGCUGCGGGGUUACCGAGGGAGUCUGGCCUUUGUAUCGGCGGACUGUUCCCCCGUAAACUCGGUUAUGUUGCUUGAAAUAAUCGAUGGAACGGAAGGGGGAGGACUUGUCGUCAUUAAAGACUCUGUGAACUGCCCCGGCCGAUGCCUUCUGAAGAGCUGCGUCAAUGCUGCACUGAGACGGAGUCUGUCCAUGUUCUGGGGUUUGAUGUCUCUGAAGAGGAGCUGCGGGCUGGGCUGGAUGGUGAAGCAGCCAAAAGUCUGGUGUUCCACAACGGAUACACGGACCCCCUCUGCUGGACCGGGAUGGGGACGGGCCAGCUCACGGCACUCCACUUCUCUGCCCAGGAAAUCCGGGCACGAAUCAGCCAGUCCAGGGGGCCCGAGCCGGUGACGCUGGCUGUGGAUUCGCUGUCCUGGGUACUGCGGCACAACCCCACGGCCUCCGUCUGCCAGUCACUGCAGGAGCUGAGGAGAGAUGGGCUGCUGAAACGUAUCCUGGUCCUCCUGCACUCUGACCUUCACCAGCAUGGGAUGGUGGAUAGCGUGUGCCACCUGGCCAGCACAGUCGUCACGGUUGCGCCCUUCUCCGGGUUGGGGGGCGUGGUCGGGGAGACAGCGCCGCAGGGCAUCGCCAUGACGACACAGCGCAUCAAAUCGGGGAAAGUGUUGCAAGAGGAAGAAUGUUUCACUGUAGGACAGGAUCUCUCAGUGCAAGUGUACGGCAGACCCAGCCAGCCAGGCCUGACAGAACCAGAGCCAGAGGAUUCUCAGGCUGACCCGGCCGCCAACCUCACGUUCAACCUCCGACUAUCAGAGCACGAGCGCCAGGCGAAGGACAACCUGGCCCUGCCUUUCGCCUUCAGCCAGGAGAAGAAGUCGGCGUUGCUGCGGCCCCGUGCCGGCGGCGGGCAGAUUCUGUAUGAGCCUGACGCUGCCGAUGAUUUCGACCAGGAGGACCCGGAUGACGACUUGGAUGUCUGACUUGGAGGAGCCACCUGACUCGAGUAGCUCCUGGGAAGGGAGUCUGUCUGAGGAGUUGUGUCCUUUACUGCUCCUGUCCUGCUCCUCUCCUGAGAAGUCUGCGGUGACAUGCCAAGAACGGUCAAGAAAAUAUUGAACUUGAUCUGAUGAACUGUGGGACGACCCUGUUACUGCAGGGCGAAAGGUGCUGUUUCACCAUAUCUGGGCCAAAACGUUGUAGACAUGUCAUAUCCUGAAUCUGCUUAAUUAUAAUCACGCCGGAUUUUUUCCGGAAUGGCCAUUUCUGCUCGCAAGUGGAAAAAGAGAGGAUUCUGCACUGGUCAUGCUGACAGCGCGUCUUUGGAGAACAAUAGUCAACAAGAAGCCCACCUUCCUGCGAAGAGAAACACAAAAUCUCACCUCCGCAUCUCUUUAUUGAUCUUGAUCUUUAUUAGAUUCUUGAGUUUUCUAUCAUUUUAAAGGGAGCUGCUCGCUUUCUUUGUUUCACAGAACACUGGUCUAACUAAUCCGGAGGUCAGUGAGAGUGUUCAGGCAAUGCGCCUGCGGUCUUUACCGUUCACAUGAUUGUUCCUGGUUGGGGUUUGAGCUGCCUAAUGCUGCCAGCUUCUGCUGGGUACAGCAGAGGAGCCCCGACCCCCCCCCCACCCCAGCCAACCACCAGCAGGCUGUAAAACAUCCACAACACUGUGCAUCUGCCACACCUGUAGUAGGUAAAACUCUUUAUAUCAACGCCUGCUGCACCCUUUUCCCAGCCCAGCUCCAGAGGGAGAUGGACCUGGCAGUUCAAGUCGCCAAGGACUCGGUAUUGACAUGCGCUGCUUGUGAAAUGUUCUUUACCUGCAUGUUUCCACCCAUUGAAGAUUUGUGCCCAGUGGUCUCUGGUCACAAACGUUUGUCCCAUUUAAUCAAGCAGUGCCCCUGUUCCUCUAAUUGCUCUGCUCCUGGUAACAAGAUUUUUAUCAUUUCCAUGUUUGCAGUGAGACCACAAGUAAAGUUUUUGUCGUUUUGUUACAAGCUGUGUCAAUUAAGGAAUGAAAGAUGCUGACAACCCUAUCCUUAUCAGUUUUAGUGCUGAUUUAAGUGUGGUUGUAAGAUCCCCACGUGUUCUGGGCUGGAUGGCGGUUGAAAAUGCACAGAAUUCACAGCAGCAGUACCUUCCUGCCAUUGGAAUAGAGACCAGACCUUAUGACCUAAGUGGAGUCUGCUAGUUCUGCAGGCUGUCAUGCAAUUUUAUAAACACAUGACCAUUUCCAGAGGUGUGUGUGAUCUAGAUGUUGCCUAAAGGGAACUGGAUAAAAAUAAAUAAUUGUUUGUUAAGUGUUGUGUUUUGUAAUAUCCUCUGUUGAAUUAUGGUGCAGUAAGUGUUUUUUCUUAUGUAUCUGGUAUGGCGUGUCUCCGGAUGAUAUGGUGGCCCUGGGUGCAACAGGUGGUGCUGCAUUCUGUGGGUGGUAGUGUGCACGUUUUGCCACCAGGUGGGGUAAUUACAAUAAGAUUAAAAGCAGCAGCAAAGAGUGCUGGGUCAUUGUGGACACCAGUCCUCUUCUGGGACCACUUCCUGCCUGCCUGUUGCCCAUUAAGUGUUUGUAUCCCUAAAUACACUGGACACCUGUGUGUCCCUACAGGCUGUUUCUCUCCACACUGGACGACUGUGUGUCCCUACAGCCUGUUUCUCUCCACACUGGACACCUGUGUCCCUAAAGCCUGUUUCUCUCCACACUGGACACCUGUGUGUCCCUACAACCUGUUUAUCUACAUGCUGUGGCCUGCAGCUGUUGUUACCUGUGUUGUGCUCCAUUGAAGAAUAACAGUACACAACGUUGAGUCUCAUCCCAAGUGUAUUGGGGUCACUGUCAUAGAAGACUGGUGUACAGUUGCUCCGUUCAAAUAUGGAAAGUGGGCAAAAUGUUGAUGGCCAUUGUACAGUCACUGAAAAAGGAAUGUGGCAAGGAAGAAAUAAAGAACCAACUGGAUGACCCCAUCUAAUUUA